GUGUUUGAUGGCCUUAAAGUUAUUUAUUCAAAUCAAAAGGUGUAUAGUUUGUUAAACAUUACAUAACUGAAUGUUCUCUCUCACAGAUAUCUUUCCAAUCAAUGACAAAUGUAACAAAGUAACUUUCUCCUCAGAUUAUGGAAGAACAGAGUUCAGAGCUGGAGGUAGUGUCUCUCUAUCAUGCGGGGCUCAGAGUGACUGUUCCAUUAUUACCUGGCUGUUCAAUUACAACAAUCGAGACGCUGUAGAAUUGGUUGUAGGACGGAAGGUUAAGUCUGAAGACAACAAAGAAAGACUACAUGUUACAGAGGAGUGUUCUCUGGUGGUAAAGAAGUGGAGUAAGGAAGAUGAAGGUGUUUACACCUGCAGAGGGUUCCCAUCAUCAGGAGGAGGCGUUGAUCAUACACGGCAUGAAGUAAAACUAAUAACAAGCACAAACAGACCAACCCCAACCACAGUGAAAGUGCCUUUGCCACAUGGAGUAGCAAACACAACUUGCACAAGCACAUCCAAACCAACCACUACACAAGUGAAAGGAGCAGCCAGCAGCAGCCCAGCAGCAAGGCCCUCAACAUCAACACCAACCACACACACACUGAACGGAGCAGCCAGCAGCAGCACAACAUCAAGGCCCCCAACAACACCAACACCACAUACACCAAACGGUGGAUCUCCUACAGAACCACCGUCCCGGGGGUUGUAUAUAGGAGUCGGGGUAGCGCUGGGUACAGCGGUCCUGUUGAUCGUGGGCCUGGUUCUCCUCAUUCGCUGGCUCAGAAGGAGAGGAAACAAGAGGCCAAAGGACACCACAACCAUUCAUCUCAGUGUGGACGGAGAUCAGGGCGGAGGUCCAACAUACGCCUCCAUUGUCCUGCCUGAGGGACAGAGGAGCGUGGCUACAGCACAGGUUGAGGACGAUUCCAGCGAUGCAGUAACCUACUCCUCAGUGAGGGCCUCUCCCAGAUGUGGAGAGAAGGCUGGUGAUGUGGACGUACACUACGCCACCGUCAACAAACGGGCAAAAUAACAAAACAUCUGUAGAUGAGUACUUGAUAAAACAGAGCCAACAACAACCGGCAGUAGCAAUUAAGGUUGUAUUCAAGUUUAGUAUAUUAAUAGUAAUCUUCAGAAAAUAAAUUGGAUCAAUAAUUGCUGAAUGAAUUGCUGAAUUUUCGUUUGAGAGAAGAUAAGAGGGAAAUGUAAACUGGAAAACCUACAAUUCCUGAAGAAAUUGUACUUAUAUUCCAUUACAUGCUUAUGUGUGUCUAUAUUUGUGUGUUUAUCUAUGCGUACAUUAUGUUCCCGUAUGUGUACGUAUGUUUGUGAAUGUAUGAACUAGUUCAAUGCUACCAGCAGUUUAUCUCCGACCACUUUGUGAGCUCAGCUUGUCUCAGUUGUUAACACAGAUGUCCUGUUGAAGGUUGUGUGCGAUGUGUGCAUUGGAAAAUUCAAAAGUUUAAUAUCCUAAAAAGUAUUGCCUGAUUAGCUAGGGUGACCAGACGUCCUCUUUUUCCCGGACAUGUCCUCUUUUCGAGACCUAAAAAAUGCGUCCGGCAGGGAUUCCAAAAACGUCCGGUAUUUUGCCUCGUCGCAAAAAAAAAAAUAUAUAUAUAUUAUUGUUAUUAUUAUCUUUUUAUUUUUUUUUGCCUCGUCGCAUAUUUGUGUUUCUGGGUCUUUCACAUAACCUACAAGUUAUUACCAUUGUAUAUGUCCAUGGUUAUUACGGCCUUCCAAGUUCUGGAAAUGGUAUCUCCCUUACGUUCCACCUUCUUGCGCGAGCUGACUGUAGAGAGAGUCUGUCAUUGGGCGACCGAUCUCAUGUGCUCGUUGAGAAGGUGCCGUGUAUAGACGGAAUUAAACCCCCACUGAAGUACGUAGGCCCCCCCCCCCCCCGUCAACAAUCUUGCCCGGGGCGCAAUUGGACCUAGGAUCGCCACUGUCUGCAGCCAUGCCUAAACGUAAAUGUAAGUUCACGGACGAACUAAAGAAAAAAUA
Molecule: messenger RNA, 1995 nt
Organism: Gadus chalcogrammus (walleye pollock)
Lineage: Eukaryota; Metazoa; Chordata; Actinopteri; Gadiformes; Gadidae
Gene: dicp1.9
Product: mucin-5AC
Exons: 9
Coding region: 71-1027 (318 amino acids)
Source: RefSeq, a predicted model, not a curated record